This is a messenger RNA of Meleagris gallopavo (turkey), 820 nucleotides long. Lineage: Eukaryota; Metazoa; Chordata; Aves; Galliformes; Phasianidae. The record is from RefSeq and is a predicted model, not a curated record.
UAUAUUAUUGAAUAAAAAUACCAAAGCCUGAGAUUUUUCAUAGCUUACUAUAAAUUUUUAAUGGGAAAAAUAAUUUUUCAGACACAGGCUUCGUGUCCUAUCGAUCGCAGACCAUUUCGAGCAGUAUGUCAGCUUGGUGCAUUAGAAGAUCAGAUAAAGAUUCAGGUAGAAAAACAGCAAAAGAGAAAGAAAGAGGAGGAAUACUGUACCUGGAAUAAGGAAAAAUAUAGCCAUGCAAAGAUGAGAAGAUUCCUGAGAAGAGCUGCAUGUUCAGACAGAGGGUCCUUAGCAGCAAAAUUGAGGAAAGUCGUGAAGAAGAAAUGCAAUAUAAACCAAAUACCAGGGAAUUGAAGCUUGGAAGAACAAAGUUGCAAUAUCAGAAACUACUGUACUGGCUUUACUGGAAAGACUCCCUUUUCCACUUCAGUCACAGAGGAAUUGUAUUUAGUUUCAGCAUAAGAUCAUUUUAUGUGAAGCAUUGCUGACACGCAGCUAAUGAUAAGCAAAAACCAGAAAGUUUUUUGUUUUUUUUUUUACUGAAAGUGCAGAAACAAGCAGCACUUGGCAGUAUUAUGAGGCUCAGUUGAUGGGUAUUGUUCUGUGUAUUCAUAACUUCUGAAAGUAAGGAAGUAUCACAAGAAAUGAGAAGUAGCUGAUGUCUGAAAGAUUAUUGCGAAGGUUUUACUGAAGUUGUGUAAACACAUUGCAGGUCAUCUAGGGAUGCGUUUUUUUAUUAGCAUCUUAUUGUGUUAAUUAACUUCUAAUGAACGAUUAAAAACUGAAAUGUUAAAGUCUAGAUCAUAGUUCUGCUUCUUAUUUC